CCUCCAUCAUGAGUACCCAACCACCUUAUCCCCUUCACGAAUCGGUCCUCGAGCGAAUCGACCCCGAAUAUGCUGCUUUCUACAAUAAGAACAUCCUCGACAAGCAGCAGGUACACUUGCAACCUGUAGAGGCGUCGAGAACAAGCGGCACGCUUAUCCCAGGCAGUGGUCCCUUGCAGCCCGUAGCCAGCACCGUCGACUAUUCCAUCGCUCGGGCCGAGAGCCAGGGACCUGACGUUAGAGUACGAUGUUUCACUCCCCGAGGUAGUAAGCCGGCAGCUGGAUGGCCUGUGUGUGUCUACUUCCACGGCGGGGGCUGGGUACUCGGGACAAUCGACACCGAGAAUGUAAUUGCCUCGCAUCUUUGCGCGCGAGCCGAGUGCGUGGUUGUCGCCGUCGACUACAGACUAGCUCCAGAAAACCCUUUCCCUGCGGCCGUUCAUGAUUCGUGGGAGGCUGUUCUUUGGGUGGUUGGGGAUGGUGCGGAAAAGCUUAGCCUAAACACCACCAAGAUGGCCACGGGUGGUUCGUCAGCGGGAGCAAACUUGGCUGCCAUCAUGUGCCAGAGGGCGGCUGAUCGAGGAGGACCAAAAUUCUCGCUCCAGCUUCUCUCAGUUCCCGUCAUGGACAACACCGCCAACACCACGAACAACGUCUCUUGGAGAGAGAAUCAAAACUCCCCUGCUCUUCCCGCGCCAAAGAUGCUUUGGUACCGGAAACAUUACCUGCCCGAGGAAGAUGACUGGUCGCACCCCGAGGCGAGCCCUCUCUUCUGGAAGGGCGACUGGUCGAAGCUGCCACCGGCGUGCUUUGUACUUGGCGAAUUGGAUGUUCUCCGUAGCGAAGGGGAGAUUUUUGCCGUGAAGCUUGAGGAAAACGGCGUUUCUACAGACGUCACCACCAUGAGGGGCCAGCCGCAUCCUUUCAUUGCUAUGGAUGCUGUUCUGGAAGCAGGUUCUCGUGCCAUCACGUUGUUCUGCAACGCACUACGCAAGUCCAUGUAUAGCUAGAUCAUCUGAGUGAUAGUGAUGAGCUAAAUAUGUCUCUUUUAUGUUACUAGCUGAGGUAAAGGGGAAUAUCGGUGUUAUUUGUGAAUGGCAUUCUAGGUAUCUUCUCAAUUUGGAGGACCGACGAGUGAAUUCCUACACGGUUAUCUAGCAUCUGAUUGGAAGCGUGUUUCUUUUUGCGGGGGACUAUACACAUCUCAAGACUCCCGUAUAUAACACUGCUAAGAUUUCUUGUCAAAUUUUUU
This is a messenger RNA of Ilyonectria robusta, 1252 nucleotides long. RefSeq names its product alpha/beta hydrolase fold-domain-containing protein. The record is from RefSeq and is a predicted model, not a curated record. Bases 9 to 1010 code for a protein of 333 amino acids. The transcript is spliced from 3 exons. Gene Ontology annotation, molecular function: hydrolase activity. NCBI's taxonomy places the organism in Eukaryota, Fungi, Ascomycota, Sordariomycetes, Hypocreales, Nectriaceae.